Molecule: messenger RNA, 1236 nt
Organism: Odocoileus virginianus texanus
Lineage: Eukaryota; Metazoa; Chordata; Mammalia; Artiodactyla; Cervidae
Source: RefSeq, a predicted model, not a curated record
UUGCAGCCGGGAAUGAAGACCCCUCAUGCUCAGAAUCCUCCACCAAACCCCCUGUGACCUGCAGAGGAGAGGAGAAGGAUGGGGCAUGUGGCCAAUAAGAGCUUCGCUCUCUCGUUCUCCGUCCAAUCGGCCGCUGUUUACAGGUUGGGGCGGGACUAGGGGGAGAGGAGGGGGCGAUCCCAGGCUGGCUCUGGGCGCCGAGGUUCGGUGGCUCAUAGAGAGAGCGCCUCGCAGGGAGUCGGCGCCUAAGCGACGCGGGAAGGAGCCACUGCCAAAACCACCGCCGCCACUGCUGGCCAAGGUGCUGGACACGACAGGCCAGCCGGCCACCUCGUCAGCUCAGGCGCCCGUUGCAGCCGCAGCUGCUUCGCUCCCAGCCCGGUCCCCAUGGAAGAGAUGGAAGAAGAGUUAAAAUGCCCCGUGUGCGGCUCCUUCUAUCGCGAGCCCAUCAUCUUACCCUGCUCUCACAAUAUAUGUCAGGCGUGCGCCCGCAACAUCCUGGUACAGACCCCGGAGUCAGAGUCCCCCCAGAGCCGACGGGCCUCGGGCUCCGGGGUCUCUGAUUAUGAUUAUCUGGAUCUGGACAAGAUGAGCCUGUACAGCGAGGCGGACAGCGGCUACGGCUCCUACGGGGGGUUCGCCAGCGCCCCUACUACACCGUGCCAGAAGUCCCCCAACGGCGUCCGUGUGUUCCCGCCGGCUAUGCCGCCACCGGCCACCCACCUGUCACCGGCCUUGGCCUCUGUGCCCCGCAACUCCUGUAUCACCUGCCCCCAGUGCCACCGCAGCCUCAUCUUGGAUGACCGGGGACUCCGCGGCUUCCCCAAGAACCGCGUUCUGGAAGGGGUAAUUGACCGCUACCAGCAGAGCAAAGCGGCUGCCCUUAAAUGCCAGCUCUGCGAGAAGGCACCCAAGGAAGCCACCGUCAUGUGUGAACAGUGCGAUGUCUUCUACUGUGACCCGUGCCGCCUGCGCUGCCACCCGCCCCGGGGUCCUCUGGCCAAGCAUCGCCUGGUACCCCCAGCCCAGGGCCGCGUGAGCCGGCGGCUAAGCCCACGGAAGGUCUCCACCUGCACAGACCACGAGCUGGAGAACCACAGCAUGUACUGCGUGCAGUGCAAGAUGCCCGUGUGCUACCAGUGCUUGGAGGAGGGCAAACACUCCAGCCACGAAGUCAAGGCUCUAGGGGCCAUGUGGAAACUGCACAAGGUAAGUCCUAAGAAAACCCACCCCUAA